AUGUCGACUGCGGCUCGAAACUGGGUACCAGAGAAGCUUGCGACGACCAUGGAGGAGCGCGUGCCUCAGAACUCGAAGGUGAAGAGGUGGGACGGCGCAGCAAGGACCUGCAGCGACUGGGAUAACUUGAGAAGGGAUCCUGAAUUAUGGUUCCGCGGGGGAAACUGCUUCGUUCAUUUGUACGGCAAGGGCCAGUCACGCAGAGGACCUUCAUUCAAGGUCCCAUUCAGUGCUUUGCUCUCUGCGAAAUGCCACCCUUUCGUCAAAAGGUUCAUGUCUCUCGACACACCCGAGUCGCCCGGGGCAUUCAACGACGAGUAUGACGACUUGGACCGGUGGAAUGAGCUCCACCCCAAUGAGAGAGUCGAACUCUACAUUCCAGCCCCGUCAAUGGCGGACAAGGACCAAGCCUUUUCGUACCACCUAGCGACCCGAAACUUCUUUGCCUGGAUCUUCCGCCGCUCAAUGGUUGGCGAAUUCCUCGGCAUCGCUCUCAUUGGCUUGCUGAACAGCAUGGCGGAGUUCCGGGGCAACGACGAAGACAACGUGCCAGAACUCAUGUCGUAUCUGGAUGAGGAGGGCUAUUUGGACAUCAAAGGCCAACCGCACCAUGCAUUGGCGCUCUUGCGCUUGUCCGAGUUCUUCGAGAUGAGGGACAUGUACAUUGAUGCAUUCAGCCACUGCGUUGGAAUGGGCGAGGAACUGCUUUACAGCCCCGAAUACCUGUACAUUGGCUCAGUCACCAAGACCCUCAUUCGACGGGCCCGAACUGACAUGAACGCACGGCUGAGCAAAGCUGGCGACAUGUUGAAAACGUUCCUGGAGGACGAGCUGUCUGAAACCCAUCUUGGCCUCUCGGCCGGUGGGCGUGCCCAUUUGGACCGGUUCCGGGCCUUCGUCCGAUCAUUCUACACAACGAAGUUGGGCCACUACCCACCAGUCUCUUUCCACCCAGAGAGCAGCACCAUCUAUGACCCCAAGGUCCUCGGUGUCCUGCGCAAAGACUUCCAGGCCGUAUACGAGCUGCUUGUCGACGAGAGCUUCACCUCCGCGGCGAGCAGCCCUAUCCUUGCUCAGGGUGGAAUCUGCACUUUCCAAAGCGUAAACGACUUUGACCGGCGUUGCAAGUUCGAGUCUUUGCGACAUCCAUUACCGCUGCUUCCUGAGCUGACUGGAGAUAAGUCUGGCCGCAGGGCGUCGCUCCAAUGGUUGGCAAACUCCUCGCGGGCUGACAAGCUCAAGCCCGAUCAGCGCUUGGUCGCCCACAGCGCCCUGAUCAAGGCGAUGAACAUACGCGACCAAGAACUGCUCGAGAACGACUUUGUUCGUGCCUACCGCAAGUUUGAAGAGGACUCUGUCUCGCCUCUCAGCCGUGUUGCCAAUGUCGAGAAGAUCAGUCUCGUGGACGCCCGCAAGGUGCGCUGGAUCCUGAUCUACGCGGUAUACCAGGCUCUCCGAAGCUGCACACAGGCUCCGCCAGAAGUUCGCGACACCGAGAAGGCGGACUACCAUCUUGCGGUUUCGACCCGGAAGCUGCCGCCUUGGAAGGAGGGCCGCGUCUUGCAGUCACUCCUGCAAAAGGAGACCGACUUGGCCACUUCGGACUUUAGGCGGACCCAGUCUGUUUCAGACUGGGCAUCGAAGUGCAACGCAGCACCGUCCCUCGUGUCGCCUUCCAUCGAGAUCCGACCUGAUAUCGACUACACUGCCAAAUUGCGCCAAGAGGAGAGGGCAUCCCGUCGUCAGUCGGUAUGCGUCGUUCCAUCUGGGGCUGCCCGGCCGCGGUCCCGAAGCCGGAGUGGGUCUCGAAGCAACCCUUUCCGACGAUCCCUCAGCAUCUUCCGCAAACUGGAAGAGCAGAGUGCUCCGGGUCUCAGGAAGGCAUCUUACUGUGAAAUCGUGGUCCACGGCUACGGUAACGGCACCAACGCAGUCAAGAAGGGAGCCAGACCCCCUCCUCAAGAGCUGGUUUCCCCGAGAACCAUCACAGCGCCCCGUUCCUUCUCGACCUCAUCCGAAUCGAGCGGCGUUUCCGAAGCCCCGUCCUUGGGUGCUUUCAGCUUUGCAACCGCAGAUUCCACGGCUCCGCCAACGUCCCCCGACGCGCCGUGCAAGAACUGGCCCAACCAAGGCACGCCUAUGUUGAGCCCUGUACCUCUGCGUGGCCGCCGACGCGUCAAGGCCGUGCUCUCGUUUGCCGAAUCAGCUCGUGCCAGCCCCACGGAAGCAUCCGGUAGACGCCAUAGCGUCGUGAGCAGUGGGAACUACGCCCAAGAGUAUGUCGAGCUGAUUGAGCAGCAGGAGAGCGACUUCCACCGCCACGAGCUGGAGCCUCUCCCGUUGCAGAUUCGCAAGCCGUCGGUUACCACGUACCCCGAGUCGCCAGUCUUGGGACAUUUCGACGACGUGAAGCCUGAAUGGGAGCAGUACAAAGAUCUGGGAGGGCUGACCUCCCUAACGCCCUUGAAGAUUUAG
This is a messenger RNA of Colletotrichum spaethianum, 2475 nucleotides long. RefSeq lists its product as uncharacterized. The coding region runs from base 1 to 2475 and encodes 824 amino acids. The record is from RefSeq and is a predicted model, not a curated record. The transcript is spliced from 3 exons. NCBI's taxonomy places the organism in Eukaryota, Fungi, Ascomycota, Sordariomycetes, Glomerellales, Glomerellaceae.